AUGUCACGACAUCGCGCUAUUCGCAACCUGGACCUCGACGAGGAGCUGGCCGAGGACGACUACUACGAUGAAGAUCCUUACGACAAUCUUUCACCCGAGGACCACGAGUCCAUGACCGAAGCAUACUCACAAACACUUGACCUACUAGGACCAACCAGCACGAACGGUUUCACAGAGCGCGAGAUCAAAGACAUUCUCUGGGACGCCUACUUCGACGUCGACUCAGCAGUCACACAACUUGUCGAAGAGAAAAGCAGAAGAGAAGCCAAAGCAGAAAAGGAUCGUCAAAAACAAGAGAGCGAUCACAUGCAUCUUGACAACGACGAGGAGGGACCGACAAUAGAGGCAUUCAAGGAGCUUUCGUUGCAACGAGAUCGACGAGCAGAGAUACGUGGCGGGCGUGGCAUGCCAAGAGGCAAGGCGCAGGGUCUUCGUCGUCUGGCCACAGGCGGUCGUGCGGGCCUUGCGAAACGCAAUCUAGCCAACUUGGCUCCAGAUUUCGUAAAGAACGCACAAGCCGGCCCCUCACAAGCACCCUCCAAGCCAAUGUCGAAGCUGUAUGCACUGGCAGCUCGAUCAAGUGCAAAACGUCCUGCAGAAAACCCUCCACCCAACGCUGGGGAUCGACCUCGACCUGCUUCGCCAGCGCCCUCCACCGUUGCCGCAUCAUCUUCUUCUGCAUCUGCGGCACCCAGCACGAGUUCAGCUCCUACGACUGGAACGGGGCGCCCGAGCAAGCUGGCUGCUCUUGCAGCUGCGCGAAGUGUAGCAAAUACCUCUUCGGCACCUAAGCCCGCUGCGGUCCCGACCCAAGAGCCUAGCAGUGCGGCCUCGGAUACGCCAUCAAAGCCUCUGUCGAAGCUGCAGCAGCGAAUGCUCGCCAACAAGCAACAACGCAGCGCCGCUAGCCCAGAAGCCAAAGAGGCAGCAGCUGCCGAGGCUGCAGAGGAGGAAGCUCGAUCGCGUCCGCAGACCUGCUUUGGCUCCGAUCUGCCCAUUUCGGCCCUGUUUCCGACCGCAACUUUUGCUGCAUCCGAAACUGCAACCCAACUUGCCGCUGCAGGGACAUCGCAUGCUUCUCUGGCAUCUGUUAGUGUCAUUGCUGGAUCGUCUAACCAUGCGACGGACCAGCUCGUCGCUCCAAUGGCAAGGCCGAGAACUGUGCCCGGAGGCUCGCCCUUUGCGCUCUACGUCCAGGGUUCCGCAGACGAGGCUUCGCCAAGGACUGAGCAGGUCAAGAAAGCCUUUGCGGGUCCUAGUCCGGAUGAUGUGGUUUUGAAGGCACGAGAAGCCGCAAAGAAAGCAGCAGCAGCUAGCGCAUCUACACCGACAUCUGGCACAUCGACACCAUUGCAUCGAAAAGCAGCUGUGGGCCAAGCUGUUAAGGCGGCCGCCGGAGGCUCAACAAAGCAAGGCGGAACCACUGUCAGUCAAUUGAGAAACGAGAUCGAAUCGCUUGAAAUCCAUGGUGGCGGAAGCAGCAAGGCCGCCUCUUCCGCAGGCUCCAAUGCACCAAGUGCUGUUUCGACACCGAUGGGCAUCGCACACGAGCGCAUCAUUGAAGAAUACCGCAAGCGUGAACGGGAAGGCAAGGCUGAGCUCAGCUUGGUUGUCGUUGGCCACGUCGAUGCGGGCAAAUCCACUUUGAUGGGCCGUAUGCUUCUCGAGCUAGGUUCUCUCUCCCAGCGCGAAUAUUCAAGCAACGAGCGCGCAUCGCAAAAGAUCGGUAAAGGCAGCUUCGCCUAUGCCUGGGCACUCGAUUCGUCCGAAGAAGAACGCGAACGAGGUGUCACCAUCGACAUUGCUCAAGACCAUUUCUCUACCCAACACCGUUCUUUCACCCUUCUGGAUGCUCCUGGACAUCGUGACUUUAUCCCGAACAUGAUUUCUGGUGCCGCACAAGCCGAUUCUGCCAUCCUUGUGGUUGACUCGAUUCAGGGUGCGUUCGAAGCAGGAUUUGGACCCAACGGGCAAACGCGUGAACAUGCGCUGCUGGUGCGAAGUCUAGGUGUACAACAGCUCGUGGUGGUAGUCAACAAGCUCGAUGCUGUUAACUACAGUCAGGAGCGGUAUGAAGAGAUUGUGGGUAAAGUCAACCCUUUCUUGACUUCUUGUGGGUUUGAUGCGGGCAAGCUCAAGUUUGUUCCCUGCGGCGGGUCGGUUGGAGAGAAUCUUGCGGUAAGGGAAGAAGGUGGUGCACUCUCAAAAUGGUACAAAGGACCCACGCUUGUUGACAUUUUGGACACGCUCGAGCCUCCCGCUCGACUCCUGGACUCUCCAUUGCGAUUACCAGUGACGAACGUAUUCAAAGGUCAAACAGCCAUUGCUGCCGGUGUAGCCGUCUCGGGUCGAGUCGUCUCCGGGAUCGUCCAGAUCGGUGACCGGAUCCGACCAGUCCCCGGCGACGAAUCCGGCAUCGUCCGCGCUAUCGAAGUCGACACGGAGUCCGUCCCUUGGGCCGUUGCAGGCGCCAACGCUACUGUAUACCUAAGUGGUAUCGAUCAGAUUCAGAUCUCGGUCGGAUCUGUUCUCUGCGCCCCUUCCCAACCGAUUGCGCUGUGCGAUUCUUUCCUAGCUCAAAUUUUGGUGUUCGAACCAACAUAUCCUCUGGUAGCGGGUACGAGCAUCGAGUUGUUCCACCACAGUGCGAAUAUUGCUGCUACGCUGACGGAGCUAGUUUCGAUUCUGGAUAAGACUACGGGUGGAAUUAGUAAGAAGAAGCCGAGAGUGUUGACAAAGGGUUGUACUGCGAUGGUGAGGGUGACGGUGAAAGCGGGUGGUAUGGCGGGACAGAGUAAGGGGAUUCCAUUGGAAGAUGCAAAGACGAAUAAGGAGAUGGCGAGAGUGCUGAUGCGGAUGAAUGGGGAGACGGUUGCUGCGGGGAUCGUUGUUGAGGCUCACAGUGCUAACUAG
Molecule: messenger RNA, 2913 nt
Organism: Ustilago hordei
Lineage: Eukaryota; Fungi; Basidiomycota; Ustilaginomycetes; Ustilaginales; Ustilaginaceae
Exons: 5
Coding region: 1-2913 (970 amino acids)
Biological process (GO): translation
Molecular function (GO): GTP binding; GTPase activity
Source: RefSeq, a predicted model, not a curated record